GACGUAGUCGGCGAGGUCGUGGGUGACGUGGUUGGCGACGUCGUGGGCGACGUGGUCGGUGAGGUUGUUGGUGACGUGGUUGGCGAGGUCGUGGGCGACGUGGUUGGCGAGGUCGUUGGUGAGGUUGUUGGUGACGUGGUCGGUGAGGUCGUUGGUGACGUAGUCGGCGAGGUCGUUGGUGAGGUCGUUGGUGAGGUCGUGGGUGACGUGGUCGGUGAGGUUGUUGGUGAGGUUGUUGGUGAUGUGGUUGGCGAGGUCGUGGGUGACGUGGUUGGUGAGGUUGUUGGUGACGUGGUCGGUGAGGUCGUUGGUGACGUGGUUGGUGAGGUCGUUGGUGACGUGGUCGGUGAGGUUGUUGGUGACGUGGUCGGUGAGGUCGUCGGUGACGUAGUCGGCGAGGUCGUUGGUGAGGUCGUGGGUGACGUGGUCGGUGAGGUUGUUGGUGACGUGGUUGGCGAGGUCGUGGGUGACGUGGUCGGUCAGGUUGUUGGUGACGUGGUUGGCGAGGUCGUUGGUGACGUGGUUGGUGAGGUUGUUGGUGACGUGGUCGGUGAGGUCGUUGGUGACGUAGUCGGCGAGGUCGUUGGCGAGGUCGUGGGUGACGUGGUUGGCGAGGUCGUUGUUGUACAACACUCAAGUAGAAGGUUGUAGUGGCUUAUUGCGCCACCUGCAGUUUUGCUGACGCACCACUGUAUUGGGGUCUCCCCUUCUUGAUAGCACGUGUCGACAUUUUGACAAACUUGUCCGCCGAGCCAGAUGCAACUCUGAAAGACACAUUCUGUGGCCUGUCCACCCUUGACGCAUGAUCCAAGGAUCCGCGUGUUUGGCGGAACUGUGAAGCAAUUGAAAUCCAAGUCCUGGUCGUCGUUGUCUUCCCAUUUGCAUGAGGUGGUUUC
This is a messenger RNA of Durusdinium trenchii, 896 nucleotides long. NCBI's taxonomy places the organism in Eukaryota, Dinophyceae, Suessiales, Symbiodiniaceae. The record is from the annotation of a GenBank genome assembly.